This is a messenger RNA of Euleptes europaea (tarantolino), 1182 nucleotides long. RefSeq names its product zinc finger protein 501-like. Gene Ontology annotation, molecular function: RNA polymerase II cis-regulatory region sequence-specific DNA binding; DNA-binding transcription factor activity, RNA polymerase II-specific. The transcript has a single exon. Bases 84 to 1115 code for a protein of 343 amino acids. Gene Ontology annotation, biological process: regulation of transcription by RNA polymerase II; central nervous system development. The record is from RefSeq and is a predicted model, not a curated record. Gene Ontology annotation, cellular component: nucleus. Lineage: Eukaryota; Metazoa; Chordata; Lepidosauria; Squamata; Sphaerodactylidae.
GCUUUAGGAAAAAGAACUUGUGCCGCAAAUGUGGAAAAUGUUUUGCUCAGAAAUCGGAUCUGGCCAUACAUCGAGUAGUCCAUAUGGGCGAGAAACCCUUCAAAUGCUUAGAGUGCGGCAAGUAUUUUGUUCAUCAUUCAGAGCUUGUGAAACACCAUCGAGUCCACACAGGAGAGAGACCUUUUAAAUGCCUGGAGUGUGGGAAAUGUUUUUCUCGUCAGUCAGUCCUUGUGAAUCACCACAGAAUCCACACAGGAGAGAAGCCCUAUAAAUGCUUGGAGUGCGUGAAAUGCUUUACCCAGAGAUCACAACUGGUCAGACACCGAAGGGUUCACACAGGAGAGAAACCUUACAAAUGCCUGGAGUGUGAGAAAUGUUUUGCUCGUCACUCAGUCCUUAUAAAUCACCAGAGAGUCCACACAGGGGAAAAACCAUAUAAAUGUUUGGAGUGUGAAAAAUGUUUUGCUCGUCAGUCAGUCCUUGUCAACCAUCAGAGAGUCCACACAGGCGAGAAACCAUAUAAAUGCCUGGAGUGUGGGAAACUAUUUGCUCACCAGUCCAACCUCGUGAAUCACCAGAGAAUUCACACAGGGGAGAAACCAUACAAAUGUCUGAAGUGUGGCAAGGGUUUUGCUCAGCAGUCAGACCUUGUGAAACACCGGCGGAUCCAUACAGGAGAGAGACCCUAUAAAUGCUUGGUGUGUGGGAAAUGCUUCGCUAUACAUUCAGAUGUGGUGAAUCACCAGAGAGUUCACACGGGAGAAAAACCUCAUAAAUGCCAAGAAUGUGGGAAAUGUUUUGCUCAACGUUCAGCUCUUGUGAGCCAUCAAAGAGUCCACACAGGAGAGAAACCCUACCGAUGUUUGCAGUGUGAGAAAUGUUUUGCUCAGUUAUCAAAUCUUGUGAAACAUCAGAGGGUCCAUACAGGAGAGAAACCCUACAAAUGCUUAGAGUGUGGAAAAUGCUUUGCUCGACACUCACACCUUCGUGUACACUACAAAGUUCACUCUGGAGUGAAAUCCAAUGAACGCCACAAAUGUGGCGACAGCUUUAUUGAAAAAGGGAACUUUGUUCAGUAUCAGAUAGCAAACACAGGUGAAAUAAUUCAAGGUUAGUAAAGUAUUAUUCUAAAGGUAAUCCUUACACUGCAUCAGUCAGCCCAGCUGGCUUUGAAACUCCAUA